AGAAAGUUGCAGUGAUAGUGGUGAACUUGGUGAACACGAAGAGAAGCGAUGCCAGUUUUUUUGUUUGCGUAUUUUUCUAAAAAAUAGUGGGUAGAACGGGUAAAAUUAGUCAAUAAUAAGAACUUUCUCUCAACAGUGUAUUACCGGAUCUCUCAGAAAUUGUCAAUAUUUUGCACCAUGCAGUCCUGUGUGAAAAUUUUUCGUCGCUGGAAUCACUUUAAAACCCUUAAAAAGUUUGAAAAUGUCCAGGUAGCACAGGGGAAUCCACAAAGUUUAGUGCAGCAGAUAAGCCCGGCUGUCGGUGGUAAGGUUUUUGUUGCUUGGCAUCCAGAACCAGAGUUCCCGUACGAGUUUUCCAAACCGAUCGAAAUACCUCGUCCCGAAUCCAGCUCUUCAAUGGUUCGAGAUGAACUUAUCGUCCAAGGCGCUUGCAGCUUGAAGCUAAAGAAUCCCGAGUUUGUUCGCCAGGAACUGUCCCGUGUUACGUUCACUACUAAACAUCGUUGGUUCGAUCGUGCACGAGAUAAGAAAGCCAAGAAAACAUCAAUGGAUCGGGAAUAUUUGUAGGGAGUUUUCGAUUGUUUGUAAAUUUAGAUUCGAAUAAAAAUUAUAAAACUUGUAGAA
Messenger RNA from Uranotaenia lowii, 624 nucleotides. RefSeq names its product 39S ribosomal protein L42, mitochondrial (gene mRpL42). The record is from RefSeq and is a predicted model, not a curated record. NCBI's taxonomy places the organism in Eukaryota, Metazoa, Arthropoda, Insecta, Diptera, Culicidae. The transcript has a single exon. Gene Ontology annotation, cellular component: mitochondrial large ribosomal subunit. Bases 178 to 567 code for a protein of 129 amino acids.